This is a messenger RNA of Eurytemora carolleeae, 878 nucleotides long. Its product is annotated as gamma-aminobutyric acid receptor subunit alpha-5-like. Gene Ontology annotation, biological process: chemical synaptic transmission; monoatomic ion transmembrane transport; nervous system process. The coding region runs from base 234 to 878 and encodes 214 amino acids. Gene Ontology annotation, cellular component: neuron projection; synapse; membrane. The record is from RefSeq and is a predicted model, not a curated record. Gene Ontology annotation, molecular function: extracellular ligand-gated monoatomic ion channel activity; neurotransmitter receptor activity; transmembrane signaling receptor activity. The transcript has 9 exons. NCBI's taxonomy places the organism in Eukaryota, Metazoa, Arthropoda, Copepoda, Calanoida, Temoridae.
UUGAACCAGGGGAGGAGAAGCAGGUUGGGUUUGAACCAAGGGAGGAGAAGCAGGUUGGGUUUGAACCAAGGGUGGAGAAUACGCCAGGUUCAAGGUUCAGGAGAAAUAUCCCUAAUUCACAUCUUGCAAAAGUUGUUACCCGAACGCUAGAUGAGUUGUUCACGAAUAGAAAUUAUGAUUAUAAACUUCGGCCUAAUCAUCAAGGACCCUCAACUAAUGUUGAAGUAAACCUAAUGAUAAGAUCAAUGGGGCCUGUGGAUGAGAGUAGACAAGUAUUUACCCUGGAUUGCUACUUUAGACAAUUCUGGAUAGAUUCAAGGUUGAAGUUCAACAGUACAGGGACAGGGUUGGAUGAACUCCCCAUGAACUGGCAGUUUCUCUCAAGAAUCUGGAGACCUGAUACUUUCUUUCUUAAUGGAAAAGAUUCGUUUCUUCAUAAGGUUGCAGUACCAAACCGGUUUAUCCGUAUAUCCCCUGAGGGUCGGAUCUCCUACUCCCAGAGACUAACAGUGACCGCAACCUGCGCGAUGGACCUGAAAAAAUUCCCUCUAGACCGCCAGGCCUGUCCGCUAGAAAUAGGUAGUUUCGGACAUGAUGUAAACGAACUUGUUUACCAUUGGUCUGAGUCUGCUGCUUCCAUGGAAAAGGAUACAAUAGAAUUAGCGCAGUAUCUCCUGGUUUCCUGGUCAGUUGGACAGAAAAAUAGUUCUCUCAGGAAUGGACAGCAUUCUGUUAUAUUUGUUACUUUCAACUUUCAACGAGUUAUUGGGUUUUAUGUACUUCAGGUUUACGUUCCUUUGACUAUUGUUGUGAUGAGCUCUUGGGUCUCCUUCUGGCUGGUAAAAUACAGGAUGUCUCAUAAAAACAUGGAAAUUUAA